AUGAGCGCCGCCACCCCCACCCAAGACGGACGACGACAGCCCGUCACCUCCCUCCUCACCAUCGGUCUCGACCUCGACUGGGCCGCCGCACACCUCGGGCACAAGCUCGACAUGCCCACCGUCCGCGCCGCCGUCGCCAAAGGGCUGCAAGAAUUCGACGCCGUGCCCGACCUCUUCCACGAAACCUACUUCUUCGUCCCGGACGACGACGACGAGGUCGACAACAACAACCAGGAAAACGACGACGACCGAAUCAGAGACGAAGGCCGAGGUGUCUGGGCCGAGAGCGAGAGGAAGAUCCGCGGCGGCGGCCACCAAGGCAGGCCGUGGGACGGCGUCUGCAUCGGCUGGGGCCUGCGCGGGCAGCCGGACAUGACGGUCGUGUUCGAGCGCAUGGUCAAUCUGGUGAGGGAGGCGUCGCCCGGCUCGCGGCUGGUGUUUGCGGGGCCGGCGGCGGAUCAUUUCGGGACGGCGAAGAGGAAUUGGCCGAAUUUGAGGAAGGUGGAUCAGUGA
Molecule: messenger RNA, 513 nt
Organism: Diplodia corticola
Lineage: Eukaryota; Fungi; Ascomycota; Dothideomycetes; Botryosphaeriales; Botryosphaeriaceae
Product: ubiquinone menaquinone biosynthesis methyltransferase
Exons: 1
Coding region: 1-513 (170 amino acids)
Source: RefSeq, a predicted model, not a curated record